AUGAUAGAUGUAGUGACGGCAUUGAAUAGCUUUAUUUUCAACAAUAACAGUUUCAGUAUUACUGGUAUCUACAGGCCUAAUUCCACAAAUGUACAGGAUUUUGUAAACAAUUUGGAUUCGUAUUUGAGAAGUACUGCAAACUGUGACAUUUCAUUGUUGGUGGGUGAUAUAAAUAUAGACUUAUUCAGAGAACAUGAAUACAGUAAUUUAGGAUACGUGAAUAUGUUGCAACAGAACGGGUACAUAUCUCAGAUUAAUACACCUACUAGGGUAGAUUCUAACUCAUCUACGAUUAUCGACCACAUAUUUUUGAAGGCAAACAGAUUUAAGGUCUCUGAAACAGCAAUUGAGUGUAAACCAAUACUUUUGGAAAAUUGUAUGACCGAUCAUUAUCCUGUUUUGUUCAAUUUUGGGUAUUUGAAAGGAAGUAAUUGUAUCAUUAAUAAAAACAGCUAUGAAUUUAAGAAAAUUGAUGAGAAAAAGUUGACAGAUUAUUUACAAGUGGUGACUUGCGACAGUGUUUUUUCAGAGAGUGAUGUCCAAAAAGCAACUGAUAACUUCUAUAAUGAAUUAUAUAAAGGCAUAGAUCAUUCAACUUAUUAUUUAAAAAUAAAUAGUAAGACCAGAAAACGCAAGCCGUGGAUGACUGAAGGUAUUCUUACUUCGAUCAAGAAGAGAGAUGAGUUGAAACAGAGUUUGACGAAAGAUAAUGAUAAUAUGAUAUUGAGAAAGUCCUAUAUUUCCUACAGAAACAGAGUAACUAAUUUUAUUUCUUUUUUUUAUAUACAUUUGCUCAUAAUAUACCUUAUGACUAUUAGCCAUGCAUUGAAUUUGUAUAUUGUAUGA
Messenger RNA from Acanthoscelides obtectus, 846 nucleotides. The record is from the annotation of a GenBank genome assembly. NCBI's taxonomy places the organism in Eukaryota, Metazoa, Arthropoda, Insecta, Coleoptera, Chrysomelidae.